CUUUUCCAGACUGACACGUUUAGAUGACUUCACCUGUGAAAAAAUAGGAUCUGGCUUCUUUUCUGAAGUGUUCAAGGGCUCUGCCACCUGGCCCAACCCAGCUGCAAGGAAGAUUGCCAGAUUGAAUGUGUCAACUGAGAACAUUGUCAUCUAAGAUGUUGGGCCUGAUCAGGUUUUGACCUUGGCAACGUCAUUUUCUUAGUGCUUCGUCACAGCUUGUUUGAUCUUGUGCUUGUUGGCCUUGACAUCCACAAAUGAACAGAACAAAUGUGUUGUUGUUUUCUAUCUUCUUCAUGGCUGACUCAGUAGUUAGGAGUCAUAGUGUUCAAGCUUGCUUCACCUGGGGACGCUCUUCCAAGGAUAUUUGGGCUGCUUUCAGAGCUGCUGUGUCUUGGGCUGUGGGAAGGUGCGCCACCGAGCUUCUGGUCAGGUGAUGGCUCUUAAGAUGAACACAUUGAGUAGUAACCGGGCAAACAUGCUGAAGGAAAUCCAGCUUAUGAAUAGACUCUCCCACCCCAACAUCCUUAGGUUCAUGGGUGUAUGUGUACAUCAAGGACAAUUGCAUGCACUUACAGAGUAUAUCAACGCUGGAAACCUGGAACAGUUGCUAGACAGUAACCUGUACUUGCCCUGGACUGUGAGGGUGAAACUGGCCUAUGACAUAGCAGUGGGCCUCAGCUAUCUUCACUUCAAAGGCAUUUUCCAUCGGGACCUCACAUCUAAGAACUGCCUGAUAAAGAGGGAUGAAAAUGGUUACUCUGCGGUGGUAGGUGACUUUGGCCUGGCUGAGAAGAUCCCUGAUGUCAGCAUGGGGAGGGAGAAGCUGGCUGUGGUGGGCUCACCCUUCUGGAUGGCACCUGAAGUUCUCCGAGAUGAGCCCUACAAUGAGAAGGCGGACGUAUUCUCCUAUGGUAUCAUCCUCUGUGAGAUCAUCGCCCGUAUCCAGGCUGAUCCGGACUAUCUUCCCCGCACAGAGAACUUCGGGCUGGACUAUGACGCUUUCCAGCACAUGGUGGGAGACUGUCCCCCAGACUUUUUGCAGCUUACCUUCAACUGCUGUAAUAUGGACCCCAAACUGCGCCCAUCCUUUGUGGAGACUGGGAAGAACCUGGAGGAAAUUCUGAACCACCUACAGGAGGAAGAGCUGCAGCCCACUGCUAAGGGACUCCUGGAGAAAGGACCUGGGAUGAAGCGACUGAGCUCACUAGAUGAGAAGAUCCCUCCCAAGUCCCCACGCCCAAGACGUACUAUCUGGCUGUCUCGAAGCCAGUCAGACAUCUUCUCCCAUAAGCCCCCACAUACAGUGAAUGUCUUGGACCCCUACUACCAGCCACGAGGUGGUGCUGCCAGCACCCCCAAAAUCAACCCUUUCAGUGCUCGCCAGGACCUCAAGGGUGGCAAGGUCAAGUUCUUUGACCUGCCCAGCAAGUCUGUUAUUUCCCUGGUAUUUGACCUGGAUGCACCAGGGCCUGGAACUUUGCCUAUGGCUGACUGGCAGGAACCCCUGGCCCCACCUGCUCGCCGGUGGCAUUCUUUGCCUGGUUCACCAGAGUUCUUGCAUCAAGAGGCCUGUCCAUUUGUAGGCCGAGAAGAAUCACUGUCUGAUGGGCCCCCACCACGUCUCAGUAGUCUCAAGUACAAAGUAAGAGAGAUCCCGCCAUUCCGAGCAUCUGCCCUACCAGCUGCUCCAGCCCAUGAAGCCAUGGACUGCUCCAGUUCCCAGGAAGAAAAUGGUUUUGGGCCCAGGCCUCAGGGGGCCAGUCCAUGCCUUGCAGGUGCCUCUGAAGAGAUGGAGGUAGAAGAAAGGCCAAGAGAUUCGGCUCCAGUCCCCUUCUCUGUCUCAGGCAGAGGCCUGAAAACCCAGGGAGAGCAGGAUGGUUGAGGGGUUAAUCCCUGUCUCACCAUGGGGAUGGACCUUCAGCUGAAGCCACAGGGCCCCCUUGGUGCACAGCCUUGACUCUUCCCUGGAGCCCACAGAGCAGGCAGGCUAGGCCAAGUCAGGCUCAACUUUGGGGCUCCAAGUGCCCAGUGACUGUGAGAGGGGAGGCAGCAGUGAGAAGCCUUCCUUGUUGGGGCCAACAGCUGAUUCCAAGCCUCUGAAAUCCUGCAAGGAGCUCUGGCUCCCAGCUGACCCACAAUGCGUUUCUGCAGACAAGACCAGAGGACUCCUAGUUCUAGUUUGAGCUGGCAGACUAUUACCCCAGGUUCUUCUUCCACCCCAGGUCUGUCUCUUGCCCUUCCCCGGGGCAUAUAAGUUACUGGAUGGAACGUGGAGCUGACCAGGAGGCCGAAAAGGGCAUGGCUAUUUCUCAGACCUAAAGACUGGGGUACUUCUUGCCAGUAUGUCUAAGACACUUGAAUAAUUGCUGUUUGCACUUACUGCACAGUCAGACCACGUCACUACAUUUCUAUGCAAGGGGAGGACAAGGCAGCGUGGUGGUCAUGGCUCUUAGCUAACCUCUUCAAAGAUCUUUUCCAAUUCAUUAACCUAUUUUCAUAUUUAUGAAGGGAGUCUUAAUGUUCUGCCCUAUAAGACUUUCAACCUUGUGGUUGGGAGUGGGGCUGGUUUUGUAGGCCCUAGGGCCUGCCCCCAUAUAUUUGUCAACAUGUGAUACACCCAAUUGGUUAAACGGUUUAUACAUGGACUGAUUUUCUUCCUUCCCUGCUAUGGCUGGAGCUACGGGAACAGUCUGUCUUUAUAGAGCCGCAAUAAGAAAUAACCAAAGAUAAAGCUGGUCAAACAUUUUCA
Messenger RNA from Myotis brandtii (Brandt's bat), 2749 nucleotides. RefSeq names its product testis-specific kinase 2 (gene TESK2). Gene Ontology annotation, molecular function: ATP binding; protein serine/threonine kinase activity. The transcript has 12 exons. Lineage: Eukaryota; Metazoa; Chordata; Mammalia; Chiroptera; Vespertilionidae. Gene Ontology annotation, biological process: protein phosphorylation; actin cytoskeleton organization. Gene Ontology annotation, cellular component: cytoplasm; nucleus. The coding region runs from base 434 to 1882 and encodes 482 amino acids. The record is from RefSeq and is a predicted model, not a curated record.